AUGUCCCCCGGGGGCAAGUUCGACUUUGACGACGGGGGCUGCUACGUGGGGGGCUGGGAGGCGGGGCGGGCACAUGGCUACGGCGUGUGCACGGGGCCCGGCGCCCAGGGCGAGUACAGCGGCUGCUGGGCGCACGGCUUCGAGUCACUGGGCGUCUUCACGGGGCCCGGCGGACACAGCUACCAGGGCCACUGGCAGCAGGGCAAGCGCGAAGGGCUGGGCGUGGAGCGCAAGAGCCGCUGGACGUACCGCGGCGAGUGGCUGGGCGGGCUGAAGGGGCGCAGCGGCGUGUGGGAGAGCGUGUCGGGCCUGCGCUACGCCGGGCUCUGGAAGGACGGCUUCCAGGACGGCUACGGCACCGAGACCUACUCCGACGGAGGCACCUACCAGGGCCAGUGGCAGGCCGGGAAGCGCCACGGCUACGGGGUGCGCCAGAGCGUGCCCUACCACCAGGCGGCGCUGCUGCGCUCGCCCCGCCGCACCUCCCUGGACUCCGGCCACAGCGACCCCCCGACACCGCCCCCGCCCCUGCCCCUGCCGGGCGACGAGGGGGGCAGCCCGGCCUCGGGCUCCCGGGGCGGCUUCGUGCUGGCCGGGCCGGGGGACGCUGACGGCGCGUCCUCCCGAAAGCGCACCCCCGCGGCCGGCGGGUUCUUCCGCCGCUCGCUGCUGCUCAGCGGGCUCCGGGCGGGCGGGCGCCGCAGCUCCUUGGGCAGCAAGCGGGGCUCCCUGCGCAGCGAGGUGAGCAGCGAGGUGGGCAGCACAGGACCCCCGGGCUCCGAGGCCAGCGGGCCCCCGGCCCCAGCUCCGCCCGCCCUCAUCGAGGGCUCGGCCACUGAGGUGUAUGCGGGCGAAUGGCGCGCCGACCGGCGCAGCGGCUUCGGCGUGAGCCAGCGCUCCAACGGGCUGCGCUAUGAGGGCGAGUGGCUGGGCAACCGGCGGCACGGCUACGGACGCACCACCCGCCCGGACGGCUCCCGCGAGGAGGGCAAGUACAAGCGCAACCGGCUGGUGCACGGGGGGCGCGUGCGCAGCCUCCUGCCUCUGGCCCUUCGCCGGGGCAAAGUCAAGGAGAAGGUGGACAGGGCUGUCGAAGGCGCCCGUCGAGCCGUGAGCGCUGCCCGCCAGCGCCAGGAGAUCGCCGCUGCCAGGGCGGCAGAUGCCCUUCUAAAGGCAGUGGCAGCCAGCAGUGUCGCUGAGAAGGCUGUGGAGGCAGCUCGAAUGGCCAAACUGAUAGCCCAGGACCUGCAACCCAUGUUAGAGGCCCCAGGCCGCAGACCCAGGCAGGACUCAGAAGGUUCCGACACAGAACCCUUGGAUGAGGACAGCCCUGGGGUAUACGAGAAUGGACUGACCCCCUCAGAGGGCUCCCCUGAACUGCCCAGCAGUCCUGCCUCCUCCCGCCAACCCUGGCGACCCCCUGCCCGCCGGAGCCCACUGCCUCCUGGAGGGGACCGAGGUCCCUUCUCCAGCCCCAAAGCUUGGCCUGAGGAGUGGGGGGGCCCCGGUGAACAGGCAGAGGAACUAGCUGGCUAUGAGGCCGAGGACGAGGCUGGGAUGCAGGGGCCAGGGCCCAGAGACGGUUCCCCACUCCUCGGAGGCUGCAGCGACAGCUCCGGAAGUCUUCGAGAGGAGGAAGGGGAAGACGAAGAGCCCUUGCCCCAGCUGAGAACCCCAGGGGGCUUGGAGCCUGAGCCCAUGGCCACACCGGUCCUGAGGGACCCAGUCUCAAGGGGUCCUGAGGCCGGGUGCCUGACAGAAGAGCUUGAGGAGCCUGCUGCAACCGAGAGGCCCGCCCAGCCGGGAGCUGCCAACCCCCUGGUGGUGGGAGCCGUGGCCCUCCUGGACCUCAGCCUGGCGUUCCUGUUCUCCCAGCUCCUCACCUGAGGCUCCUGCCCAGCCUAGUUCUGGCUUCGGUUGCUGCCUCUUCACUUCUUUGACCUGCCUUUUUCUCUUUUCCUCCUCCUGGUUGUUUUUUCUCCUAUCUUUCUUUCUCUCCUUCCUUCUGUUUCUUUUCUGUCCCCCUUUGGUUUUGUCUUUUGCUUUUUCUUUCCAGCUCUCCUUUCAGAUUCUCUCAUUUAUUCUGGAUCUGUCUCUGUCUUCCUCACUCCCUCCCCCACCCCACCCCACCUCUCUCUCUAGAUUGUUUACAUAUGAAGGGCUUUUCUCGCUCAGAGUCGCUCUCUUCUCUGAGACACACAAAUCUAAGUCAGACCAUUGCCCCGUGUCUUCCCCGCCUUUUCUUUAGACCUGAACUUCGGUGAGGGUGGGGGUUUGGUGUCCUGAGGAGUCUCCUGGAAGCUGAGUGGAAAGGAAGAAGAAAAUGGAGAAGGGAUGACUGUAUACGGGGCAAGGCACUGGCUGAGCUGCUGUGGCUCCCUGACCCAAAGGGCCUGGUGUCCCUGCGAGGCCUAGUGAAAGAGCUGGAGGAGGUACGGCCUCCAUCUCUGACUGUGGAGGAGCCUAUUUCACCUCCAAGCACUGAGCUAGGUUCUUGCCUAACUCCAUACUUCCCUGAAGGAGACAAGGGAGAUGAAAAGUAGAAUGACUCCCUAGGAUCUCCCUCUUCCUUUCCUCAACAGCCAGCCCCCCGCCCAACCCCCUAGGGUGGCAUACCUUGUCAAGAGCAAUGUGUAAAGGAAAGAAACCGUCCAAUGCAGUCACGUCUACCCACUGACCUCU
Neomonachus schauinslandi (Hawaiian monk seal) is the source of this 2682-nucleotide messenger RNA. RefSeq names its product junctophilin 4 (gene JPH4). Bases 1 to 1887 code for a protein of 628 amino acids. Gene Ontology annotation, biological process: regulation of synaptic plasticity. The transcript is spliced from 5 exons. Lineage: Eukaryota; Metazoa; Chordata; Mammalia; Carnivora; Phocidae. Gene Ontology annotation, cellular component: plasma membrane; endoplasmic reticulum membrane; junctional membrane complex. The record is from RefSeq and is a predicted model, not a curated record.